CAGGCUCAGUAGUUGUGGCUCACGGGUCCAGUUGCUCCGCGGCAUGUGGGAUCUUCCCAGACCAGGGCUCGAACCCGUGUCCCCUGCAUUGGCAGGCAGAUUCUCAACCACUGCGCCACCAGGGAAGCCCCCUGACUUCUUGACUUUUCUGUGUUUCUUUCAUUGUCAGCUAGUUCCCCCCAAAAGGUGGCAAGAUAACCACCAAGAACUUCAAGUUUAUAUUUUAUUUCCUUAGCCAUCCCAGAGGGGGGAAUAUUUAUUUCCCAGUAGUUCUAGCAAAGAUCCCAGGAUUGCAUCUCAUUUGGCCUAAUUUGGGUCACUAACACACCUCCACCCUCACCCCAACCAGUCAGUGUAGCCUGAUGUGGCAGGGAUGGAAUGCUUUGAUUUGUCAGGCCAGGGUUAUCUGCAUACACUGAAACUGCAGAGUAAGGCAGCCGCACUAAACCACAUGGCCUGAGAGAGUGGGAGGAAAGGUAGAUUCCCAAGGGAAAAUUGGUAUUCUUACCAGAAGAAAGAGGAAUGGAUGCUGGGCAGGUAAAAUCAGUAGUCAACCUGUAGAAGGUGGGCAGGAACCACAGGUCAUGGGUUACAUGCAUAGUGGUCCAUUUGAGUGGCCUUACCCUCUUACCCUGGGUUGUACAAAUGCCCUCAAAUCAAUUCAGCAAACGUCUCCUGAGUAUUUGCCAUGUACAAGGUCCAGUACCUUCCAUAUAAUAGAUGCACAGCUAGACAGUCCCCUGCCACCAGCCCCAGUAAGGCAAUUACCAGACUCAAGCUACUGCUUUCUCCCUGAGGAGUAUAACAGGCAAAUUCCUAUUCGUCUCUCAGAAACCAGCUCUGAUGUCCUCUCCCAUGAAGCCUUCUCUUGACUACCUCCCGUCAGGGUUAGUCAUCUUCCGUUCACCUCUGAACUUGGUACAUACUGCUAUUGUUAUCACACUGUCAUAAUUUAUUGAUUCUCCUCUCUGUCUCCCACUGAUGAGUGGCAUCUCUGUAUCCCCAGUGCCCAAGAUAUAAUAGAUGCUCAGAAAUGUUUACUGACCUGAGUUAAAAUGAGUUCCCAGGAAUGUCCCAGCCUCAGUCUUCUAUGGAAUAUUCCUGAAACCCUUUAGCUUCCCUUCCCAACUGGCCUUUUCAAGAGCCAGUUUGCCACUACCUCAAUUCAACUGAACUAAUCCUAGCUGAAUGCCUAUCUCGUGCCAGGUGGUGUUAGGCUUUGGGGAUUCAGUAAUUAACAAGAUACACUUCAAAUUCAGGACUCCAAAGAGGUCAGAAAGAGCUCUUCUAACCAGACUUUCCUUGGCUGGAAAAAGAAAAAGCAGGCUUUGUGAUCUGCUUUGUGACCCAGUCAUUCUCCCUCCCUGGGCCUCUUUUUCCCCAGAAAGGAAGGCCUGACUUGGUAUAAAAUCUAUAAUAGAUGUAUAUGUGUUAAACUCCAUAUUUCCAUUUGCCUAGGCUAAAAACCUCGGAGUAAUCCUGAUCUUCUCUUUCUUCCACACACCUAUCCAAAUUUGUCAACAAAUCUUGUUGACUUUACCUUCAAAUCCAGACUCCAACCAUGUCUCAUCACCUCACCCAGUCUGGUACAAACUAUCAACAUCUCUUGCUAAGAUCACUGCCAAAGCAUCCUGGUCUCCCUGAUUCCACCCUUGUGCCACUACAGUCUAUUCUCACAGGGCAGCUGGUGAUUCUUUAAAAAUGGAAGUUCAGGUGGCUUCCCUGGUGGUGCAGUGGUUAAGAAUCCGCCUGCCAAUGCAGGAGACAGUGGUUUGAGCCCUGCACCGGGAAGUUCCCACAUGCCAUGGAGCAACAAAGCCUGUGCUCCACAACUACUAAGUCUGUGCGCCUAGAGCCUGUGCUCCGCGACAAGAGAAGCCACCGCAAUGAGAAGCCCGCACAUGGCAAUGGAGACCCAAUGCAGCCAAUAAUUAAUUAAUUAAUUAAUUAAUUUAAAAAAUGGAUGUACAAACCCUCCACUAGCUCCCACCUCAUUCAGAGUAAAAGCCACAGGUCCAUUCCUUCUCAUGUCUGACUCUCAUGUCUAUUCCAUUCCAAGCCACACUGGCCUCCUUGCUGUUUCUUAAACACACCAGGCAUGCUUGUACCUGAGGGCCCUUCCAAUGACUUUUCCCCUCUGCCUGGACUGCCCGCUUUCUCCAGACAUUUGCAGCACUGACUCACUCAUUUCCUUCAAGUGUUUGUUCAAAAGUCACCUUCUCAAUGAAGCCUACUGACUACCCUAUUUAAAAUUGCAACCUCCCAUCCCCCUUUCCUGUUUUCCUCCACAGUAAUCAUUCCCUUCUAACAUACUGCAGAAUUUACUAAUUUUUUUAUCCAUCUCCUCCCAUUUAACUGUAAGCUCUGUGAGUAUCUAUUAAUUAAAUAUCUACUAAAUCAUUUAAUUAACUGACUAUUGUUGUCUAUUAUGUACCAAAGACUGUGCUAAGUAACAGAGGUACCAGACGAUUGAGACGUCUUAUAGGUCUUAUGAGGGAAGAAAUCAUAACGGUUGCUAGUAGCAGCUCAUUUAUCGAGUGCUUCCUCUGUGUUGAGUGCUUGCCAUGUAUCAUGAUAGUAAUGACAGCGAACAUUAAUUACAACAGACUCUGAAAAAAACAAAAACAGACUCUGUUCUACAUGCAUUAUUUCACCUUAUAGGCCACCAAGGCCUAUAAGGUGAAUAUUACCAGUAAAGAGCAAGAAACAGGAUUUCAAGUCUUGGAACUGGCAGAAUCAGGAAUUGAACUAAGGUGGUGGAAGACGGAUAGGGUCAGAUGUGAUAAAUAAUUAGGACUUAGGGUCAGCAAUACUAGGUGGAAGAUUGGAUGUGGGGGUAGAAGGAAAUGGGGAAAUAACUCCCAGGUUUUGAUUGGGGUGGACCUAAGAGCAAUAAGGCCAAAGAGAAAAGAUGAAAGCCCAACUUGGGACGCGAUGAGUUUGAGGCGCCGGAGGAACACUCAUGGAUGCAGGAACCGAGAGGCUAUUCCGGCCCCCUCCCUCGGCCCUGAAGAGGUGCUGGGAGAAGGCACGCAAGGUAAGAGAAGAAGGUGAGUUCCCCUCCCUCUCGGGCUUUUCAGCAGCAUCUGCAGGAAACGCGUGGGGGACCGCGAGACAAAGAGCGCGCGGGACUGCCUUGGUCCGAGCGGCCCCUUUAAGAAGCGCGCCCCCAGCUUCUAGCCCGCCUUGUAUGCAAAUUUGGCGGCGAGGCGGGAGCGCGCAGCUGAUACCAGGGGACUGGGCUGCGGCGGUUAGUCCUCUCCCGGCCGCCGUCGCCUCCGACAUAUUGCCCGCUGGAGCUGCGGCGGCGAAGCGGAGAGCGCCGGGGGGAGGAGAUGGGAGGACGAAGAGGUCCCAACAGGACAUCCUACUGUCGAAAUCCACUCUGUGAGCCAGGAUCCUCUGGGGGCUCAGGUGGGGGCCACACUUCCAGCGCAUCAGUCACCAGUGUCCGUUCCCGCACCAGGAGCAGUUCUGGGACGGGCCUCUCCAGCCCCCCACUGGCCACCCAGACGGUCGUGCCCCUGCAGCACUGCAAGAUCCCCGAGCUGCCAGUCCAGGCCAGCAUUCUGUUUGAGUUGCAGCUCUUCUUCUGCCAGCUCAUAGCCCUCUUCGUCCACUACAUCAACAUCUACAAGACAGUGUGGUGGUAUCCGCCCUCCCACCCGCCCUCCCACACCUCCCUGAAUUUCCACCUGAUCGACUUCAACUUGCUGAUGGUGACCACCAUUGUUCUGGGCCGCCGCUUCAUUGGGUCCAUCGUGAAGGAGGCUUCUCAGAGGGGGAAGGUCUCCCUCUUUCGCUCCAUCAUGCUGUUCCUCACCCGCUUCACCGUUCUCACGGCAACAGGCUGGAGUCUGUGCCGCUCCCUCAUCCACCUCUUCAGGACCUACUCCUUCCUGAACCUCCUGUUCCUCUGCUAUCCGUUUGGGAUGUACAUUCCGUUCCUGCAGCUGAACUGUGACCUCCGCAAGACAAACCUCUUCAGCCACAUGGCCUCCAUGGGUCCCCGGGAGGCGGUCAGUGGCCUGGCACGGAGCCGGGACUACCUGCUGACACUGCGGGAGACGUGGAAGCAGCACACGAGGCAGCUGUACGGCCCGGACGCCAUGCCCACCCACGCCUGCUGCCUGUCGCCCAGCCUCAUCCGCAGUGAGGUGGAGUUCCUCAAGAUGGACUUCAACUGGCGCAUGAAGGAGGUGCUGGUCAGCUCCAUGCUGAGCGCCUAUUAUGUGGCCUUUGUGCCUGUUUGGUUCGUGAAGAACACACAUUACUAUGACAAGCGCUGGUCCUGCGAGCUCUUCCUGCUGGUGUCCAUCAGCACCUCGGUGAUCCUCAUGCAGCACCUGCUGCCUGCCAGCUACUGCGACCUGCUGCAUAAGGCCGCUGCCCACCUGGGCUGCUGGCAGAAGGUGGACCCAGCACUGUGCUCCAAUGUACUGCAGCACCCGUGGACUGAAGAAUGCAUGUGGCCACAGGGCGUGCUGGUGAAGCACAGCAAGAACGUCUACAAAGCAGUGGGCCACUACAACGUGGCCAUCCCCUCCGACGUCUCCCACUUCCGGUUCCACUUCUUUUUCAGCAAACCCCUGCGGAUCCUCAACAUCCUUUUGCUGCUGGAGGGCGCUGUCAUCGUCUACCAGCUGUACUCCUUAAUGUCCUCUGAUAAGUGGCACCAGACCAUCUCACUGGCACUCAUCCUCUUCAGCAACUACUACGCCUUCUUCAAGCUGCUGCGAGACCGCCUGGUAUUGGGCAAGGCCUACUCGUACUCGGUCAACCCCCAGAGGGACCUAGACCACCGGUUCUCCUGAGCCCCAGGGCGACCCAGGGACAGCAUCCAGGCUUCAGCCAGGGGCUCCCUGGGAAUCGGCUGUUGGGGAGGGAUGGGUGGGGGGCAAAAAAAAAAAACAAAAACAGACAAAAAAAAUCCACCAGAGCUUUGUAUUUUUGUUACAUACUGUUUUUCUUUGAUAAUUGAUGUGAUUAUGAGGAGAAAAAAAAAGUCCUAUUUUUAUACUCCCAAUAAGCCUGUGUCCUGUA
Messenger RNA from Orcinus orca (killer whale), 5043 nucleotides. RefSeq names its product transmembrane protein 39B (gene TMEM39B). Gene Ontology annotation, cellular component: membrane. Bases 3336 to 4814 code for a protein of 492 amino acids. The transcript has 9 exons. NCBI's taxonomy places the organism in Eukaryota, Metazoa, Chordata, Mammalia, Artiodactyla, Delphinidae. The record is from RefSeq and is a predicted model, not a curated record.